Protopolystoma xenopodis is the source of this 525-nucleotide messenger RNA. The record is from the annotation of a GenBank genome assembly. NCBI's taxonomy places the organism in Eukaryota, Metazoa, Platyhelminthes, Monogenea, Polystomatidea, Polystomatidae.
AUGAUGAUGCUCAUCUUUUUUGCACAGGACGAAACCCCGAUCGAGGUGAGCAGCGAGGACUACCAUAUCGAAUACUUUCAAAGCAAGUCUAUUUCAGUUAUAUACAAUGCUACGGUGCAGGAUUCCGGGGAAUAUCGCUGCGAUUUAACUUCACACAGGAGUAGCCUUUGCGCAGUCGCUGCUCAAAUACAAGAGGAGAUCAGUGAAGUGGCGCCAGUCUUCUCACAGGAGUUGCCUGAGCGCCUGGAGGUGCGUGAAGGUCGGGCAACAACACUCGAAUGUCGCGUUGAAGCGAACCCACCUGCCAGCGUCGUCUGGCUCUUCGAUGACAGGCCUCUGGACACCAGUACCGAGGCCUCAGCGACAGUUUAUGAAUCGCGCAUCGAACAAGACGGUCUCAUCCAGCUGGGCAUUGUAGAGGCUUUUCCUGAAGACGAGGGCAUUUACCGCUGCGAGGCCACCAACGUGCUCGGUACGGCCAGUACUCAGGCGGAGCUGAUUGUCAUCGCAGGUAGGGCCAUCUAG